This is a messenger RNA of Ictalurus punctatus (channel catfish), 2654 nucleotides long. It is a transcript of the gene cfap107, whose product is annotated as cilia and flagella associated protein 107. NCBI's taxonomy places the organism in Eukaryota, Metazoa, Chordata, Actinopteri, Siluriformes, Ictaluridae. The transcript has 3 exons. Bases 887 to 1396 code for a protein of 169 amino acids. The record is from RefSeq and is a predicted model, not a curated record.
UAAUGGAGUUCAGUAGCUGCCCUUAGACUUCCAUUGUAAGUGAGUAUUGAGUAUUUUGUAGUACAGGGGAAUGUGUCAAUUCUUGUCUGUGGUAAUCACACGUAGGGGGGAAAAAAAUGCUUGCACUGGUUAAUAAUACAUUCAUUGAAAUAUUACAUACAUGUGAUAAGCCAUGAACAUUGUGGUGACAUAAAAGCAUAAAUAAAAAUAGACACAGCACAUAAAUGCUCUUACAUUUGUCUCGUGUUAAAUUGUCAGAAAAAUAUGAACUGGAGACUGUGAGCCAUUCUCAUUUGGCAGCGAUCCAAAUGCAAAAAGAAAUGUGCAAGCUUCUACAGUGCAUGCAAAAGUUUGUGCACCCUUUAGGACAAAAUGGCUGACAAAAAUUACUUCUUCUAACAAUUAAUGUGUUUUAGAUUGCCUAUUGUGUAAAUUGUGUAUGUUAAGAUAAUAUUAGUCAAAAAAAAAACUGAUAUCACUUAAAAGUUAGCACCUCCCAUUUUCUGUUCGUCCUCUGUAUAUUUGUAUGUCUAUUUUUUAAAAAAAAAAAGAUUCUGUAUUAAACAUUAUUUUGGCUCCUUAACAUUAACAUUACUAUUUUAUGCCUAUCAUGAAGAAGUUUUGUUUUGUUUUUCUGACUGUGUAUAUACUCAUCUACUUCCCCGGCCUUGCAGACGAAUCCUCUUUAAUAAAUUCAAAGUGAAAUUCAUUGUGAGGAAUCUGAGCUUAAUUCUUAGUAAGUGUUUGACGUUUCUAUAGUAACAGACCCCUCCUUCCUCCCCCCUGCUGUGACUGCGAUACAAUGGAGCUGCUAUCAUUUCUCUCCUCAAUCCGAAUGUAAACGUAGCGGCGUUUCUGUUGCAUGAGAAGACAGUGAAGGUGCAUCAUGCAGAAAAAGGACGUGGUGGAUGGUAAAUGGAAGCAGCUGGGCUGGAGGAUUGAGCAGAAAUACUCUGACAAAGUGCUCGUAGGCAACUGGGCCGAGGAGAGACUGCAGUUCUCUCAGGAAUGUAAGACAGUAAACAGCAGCUAUAGGCUGGACUUCAGGCCUCAGACGGAUCACAGGCCGGAUGUGAUCGUGAGACAGACGGCGCUGCGUAGAUCUGAGGGUCUUCCAACCAGACUCCUCUUCUCCCAUCAUAACACGCCUGCCUCACAUUACCUGGUCACUCUCUAUGACGAGUCUUAUGGUCCAUGUAGCUCCUCUGGCCUUCCCAAGCUCCGCACCUGGCACACUGACAAGAUGGGUUGGGUCCCUGAGAAAUCAGACCAUCCGCUUCAUGGUAUUAACCCUUAUAUCGUGUUCACUACUUACCACCAUGGAUAUGAGUUUAUAUCUGAGUUUAUAGCCAGUUCUAUCCAGUUUAUAACCAAUAAUUUUCAUUUCAAUCGUUAACACUACAAACAUUAGAGUAACAGGUAUAAGGCUAUUAUAAGGCUACAUGAAGCCCACAUAAGCCAUACUUGACAGCUGACAUACACUUACAUUAAUAGCGAUAAGUACAUUUUAAUGUCAAGUUAACAUAACACGAGUCUACUGACAUAAGAUCAUGUGACAUGUUAAGACACUUUCUAGAACGAUGCAUGUUAGAACGUCAUGACAGCUGAGGACCUCUACUAUAUCAUAGACAUAUGAUGGUAAUAAUGUGACAUAGUAUCAAACAUCUAAACCAUACAUUCAGGGUUGGAUUCUGUCAUUAGAGUGCCAUGACAUACAUCAUAAGCUUUAAUAACAAUAGUGCUAGUUUCCUCAUUCAUGGUGAGGAAACUAUACAUAGUUCGUUAUCAUUAUGCAUAGUAUAAUGGCUUUGGCAUAAGUAUUUAUAACAAAUUGUAUAAGAUAUAUCAAACACACUUUAGAGAAAAUAUACAUACUGUAGCUCUGACAUUAGAAUAUCAUUUGCACACUUAUAACCUUCACUAUGUUAUAAAGGAGGUAUUCAUAUGGAAGAUGUUUUACCUUUGAGCUUUAAAGUUGUCAUGUUAACCUUAUGUCACUUGAACCAAUGUCACUUCACAUUAAAAUUGACAAAAGCAGCUGAUAUGGCAGUCGAUGUUUGUUUGUAAUGCUUCUUUAUAAAAUGCUAAUGUAGGUUUAUAUCAGUGGUCAUGAUGGGCUAAUAUAGGAGUCGUGUCACUCUAUGAACACCUUUCUUAAGUAAGCUAUUACACAAUAUAUAUCAUAAUAGAUAAAGCCGUCUCACGUGAAUGGGAAUAAGAAAUUGUGCCAUUUGACACACCCUUUUCUUUUUCAGUGAUCUGAUAUGUUGUUGUAUUGGUAUUUAAUGCCCCACUUCAAAUUUUAAAGUGGGGCCAUUUGUACUUGGCAUAAAGGUUAAAUAAUCUCACGAGUGUGUCUUUGUGCAUGCACCGGAAGAGUAACUUUUCCUAAUAUGUCGUAGAUGACAUGUUAUUCAAGGACUCUAUAGUGGACUAUCUGUAAAGUUGUGAAAUUUGUUGUGUUGUCGCUUGCUUUCUGUUGCAAGUAGCAGUAGUUAAAAAUUACGAGAGAAUACGCUCCAAAUCUGUCGGCGAGCUAAUUAAUGAUUGCAGUACAGAACAGCUGAGUCCUGAGUCCUGCUCUCCUCCUCCUUCCUUCUCCCUCUUUCUCAUUCUCCUUCACACACACACACACACACACACACACACACACA